Rattus rattus (black rat) is the source of this 3896-nucleotide messenger RNA. RefSeq names its product sorting nexin family member 30 (gene Snx30). Bases 249 to 1562 code for a protein of 437 amino acids. The transcript is spliced from 9 exons. NCBI's taxonomy places the organism in Eukaryota, Metazoa, Chordata, Mammalia, Rodentia, Muridae. Gene Ontology annotation, molecular function: phosphatidylinositol binding. The record is from RefSeq and is a predicted model, not a curated record.
GGCUCCGCGGGGGCGGGGCUGCGAGCCGUGGGCGGCGUGGCGCUGCUACCAGGGCGCAGGGCCGUAGGUGCUGGGGAUCGCGGCGACUUAGCCCACGGAUCUGCGGUGUGUUGCUCAGGAAAGCUCAUCCUCCCGGGCAGGAGAAGCAUCGGGCGAAGGCUGCCCCCACCGACUAGUGCAGGGCCUCAGGCCGAGUAGGGCCGAGAGCUACGGGAGUAAGCGGCGGCGGGUCCCGAGCGCAGCGCGCCAUGGCGGGCGGGCCCCCCAAGGCCCUGCCGUCCACGGGGCCCCAGUCCUUGCGCGACAUGCCGCACCCGCUAGCGGGCUCCAGCAGCGAGGAGGCCGUGGGAGGCGACAGCACGCCCAGCCCGGACCUACUGAUGGCCCGCAGCUUCGGUGACAAGGAUCUCAUAUUGCCCAAUGGUGGUACUCCAGCAGGCACUUCAAGCCCAGCUUCUUCAUCUUCGCUUUUGAACAGACUUCAGCUGGAUGAUGACAUUGAUGGUGAAACCAGAGAUCUCUUUGUCACAGUUGAUGAUCCCAAGAAGCAUGUCUGCACAAUGGAGACCUACAUCACGUACAGGAUCACCACCAAAAGCACACGGGUGGAGUUUGACUUGCCAGAGUAUUCUGUUCGUCGACGAUACCAGGAUUUCGACUGGUUGAGGAGCAAACUGGAAGAGUCGCAGCCCACUCAUCUCAUUCCCCCACUUCCUGAGAAGUUUGUGGUGAAGGGUGUCGUGGAUCGAUUUUCAGAAGAGUUUGUGGAGACCAGAAGAAAAGCGUUGGACAAAUUCCUAAAAAGGAUUACAGAUCACCCGGUGCUCUCUUUCAAUGAACACUUCAAUGUGUUCCUCACUGCUAAGGACCUGAAUGCCUACAAGAAGCAGGGGAUAGCAUUGCUGACCAGAGUGGGGGAGUCGGUCAAGCAUGUCACUGGAGGCUACAAGCUGCGGAGUCGGCCUCUGGAGUUUGCAGCCAUCGGUGACUACUUAGACACUUUUGCACUCAAACUGGGAACCAUCGAUCGGAUAGCCCAGCGGAUCAUCAAAGAAGAAAUAGAGUACCUCGUGGAGCUGAGGGAGUAUGGGCCUGUGUAUUCCACGUGGAGCGCUUUGGAAGGUGAGCUGGCGGAGCCCCUGGAGGGUGUGUCAGCUUGCAUUGGGAACUGCUCCACAGCCUUGGAAGAGCUGACGGAUGACAUAACAGAAGAGUUUCUGCCUGUGCUCAGGGAAUACAUUCUAUACUCUGACUCCAUGAAGGGUGUGUUGAAGAAGAGGGACCAAGUUCACGCAGAGUAUGAAGCCAAACUGGAAGCUGUGGCUCUGAGGAAAGAAGAUCGCCCCAAGGUGCCAGCAGAUGUGGAGAAGUGCCAGGACAGGAUGGAGUGCUUCAACGCAGACCUGAAGGCUGAUAUGGAGAGGUGGCAGGGCAACAAGAGAAAUGACUUCCGGCAGCUGCUCGUGGGCUUGGCUGACAAGAAUAUCCAGUAUUAUGAGAAGUGCCUCAUGGCGUGGGAGUCGAUUAUUCCACUACUGCAAGAGAAACAAGAGGCCAAGUAGCUUUGGUUUUGGAGCAAAGACUCUUCUGCCUCCACAGGGCAUGGUACCCUGAACCUGAAUGUCCCUGCAGUGCCGGAGAGGUCGCCGUGGGAAAACAGCACAACACCACCUCUUGAGUGUGUACUUUCUCCCCACCCACCCCCAGUCGUUUUCAGUUAGUAUUUAUUCCUUGGAGUCUGUGAGGCUGUAAUCAUCUCUCAGCAGAAGCAUACCUCCAUAUUGUGAAGGAACCUCUUAAUGGAACACUACGAAGACUUGAAACUGAGGGGCAGGAUAACCCCCACUUGACCUGUGACAUCACUUUGGGAGCAUCCCAGUUGCCAUUGUGGGACAGAACCCCAGUCCUGCAUUUCAGGGACAUGGGGAGGCAUGAAGAGAGCAGCUGCGGCUUGCUGUGGAGACAUCUUAGCUCUGCACUUUACCCGUGAGGGCAUUAAUGUGACCCAGCAUGGAAGGAGGUGUGGGUACCUUCUCUCUCGGAAAGUCCUUAAUUUACAGUGGCCUGUGGCUGCGACUGCGGCUCUGGCUGUGGCUGUAGCCGUGGCCGUGGCAGGCCUACUGCCUGCUCGUGAUGAGUGGCAUCUAUGUACUUGUUUCUGGUUCACACGGGACCACCUAAAUCUGUGUCUGUGAGCAUCGAUGCUUGAGUGAGCAAGCCAGCGUCCUUGUCCUUAAUGGAUGCCUCAGGAUCUUGUUUCUGACCCCAGAAUGCAGCAGAGGAGAAGCUUUUUGGUGUGAACUGGAAAAAAAAAGGUGCAUUUUUCUCUGUGAGGUCUUGGUGUGUGUGUUUUGCGUGUUAACUGUCAUCGUGGUUGGGAUUAGACCUGUUUGCAAACAGCUGCUGUCAAUGACGCUCCUGUGUGCCAAGCCCCAGCUCCGAUGUCUGCUUUGUGCAAUUUGCCUUUACCUCACCAAAAAUGUCUCGUUUAAUCUGUCUGCCAUGCCCGCUGACUGUCUGGGCAGCCUUGUGGUGAGGGCUGGUGUGCUGCAUUAUUGCUGUCACUAUGUGUAAACUCAGUGUGACUGCUCUACAUGAGUGUUUUAACCCUCACGGUUCUGUGGCCAGAAAGAAAACAGCAUCUGCAGGUCCCUCAGAGACGAGAAGAGUGAGCGACAUCGUGCUCUUUGCUUCUGGCUAUAUAGAAAUCCCCAUUUGUAGCUAAAAUCUGGGGGCUGCCGCUGUGCUUAAAGUCUUCAUUUGAAGCUUUCCAAGUUGCCAUAAGCCAACAGUCAGGAAGAAUCUCUCUCUUCCAUACCAUUGCUCUUGCUAGGAAGAAGCUGCAUUUUUGUGUUCUUUUAUCUCUGGCUCUUUGCUAAAAAUCCCUAGAUCUGAGCUGCAGGUAUACAGAAGGGGCUUUGUUUUUAAGGCGGAGCAGUCAAGCACUGCCUCAUAUACAAGUUCAUUUUCAAAUCCAAUCAUCAUCCAGCAUGCUAAGUCCUGUAAUUCCCUCUAAUAUGGAGUCAGCUGCAUCGGGGACAUCAUGGGACCGCAGGUAGACAGCAUGAAGCAAUUGUCCUCUCACAUUCGGCAGAUCCGUGAUAGAGAUAAUAAUCCCCACAUCUAUCGGUACUUGCCCAAACCUAUCUGUGCCACCCCAGAGCCCUUGCUGUGAAUUGUCUGUGGUACAAAUAGAAAAGGCCCACUGAAGCAGAAGAGUAAGAACAGUCUGUACACCCCACCUCCAGCGAGUCGGCGUCUCAUUCUACCUCCAAACCACCGGACUGGUGUGGGUACGCUCAGAGUCAACCAGAACGCGGGAGAGUCAGGGCGUGCGUUUGGUUACCAACAGGCCUCCAUCCAUGCGUAUCAGAGGACAGCAAACUCGCCAGAGGUGAUGUCCAUCUUUGGGAAACACGAGGCUUUGCCUUGUGGACUGAACGCUUGAUACUCGCACAGUGAUGUAAUGAUGAACACAGUGAUGUAAUGAUGCAUACAGUGACGUAAUGGUGCAUACAGUGAUGUAAUGAUGAACACAGUGAUGUAAUGAUGCAUACAGUGAUGUAAUGAUGCAUAUAGUGAUGUAAUGAUGCAUACAGUGAUAUAAUGUAGAAAGAACUAUAGAAAGAAUUAUGAUGAAGCUAAAAUCUGAUGACCAGCUAGUUGCCAAAACCCCAUGUCAAUCCCGUGUGCUGGUUAGUUACACAAGAAGAAAGUCCCAUAGAAACAGCCUCCGGUUGCACUGGAAAAUGUAUGGAGGGAAGCGUGGUCCUCAGCCAUUCCCUCAUGAGAGAUGGUUCUCAUGGCAUCUUGAAGUGUUUGUCUUGUUCUGUUUAUUUGGCUGGUAGGCAAUGUCCCUGGGCUUUGAAUUUCCAGAAAGAGCUGGAAUAAUGGAG